Molecule: messenger RNA, 1709 nt
Organism: Mangifera indica (mango)
Lineage: Eukaryota; Viridiplantae; Streptophyta; Magnoliopsida; Sapindales; Anacardiaceae
Product: tudor domain-containing protein 3
Exons: 6
Coding region: 106-1455 (449 amino acids)
Cellular component (GO): nucleus
Source: RefSeq, a predicted model, not a curated record
UUACAGGCAUGAGGUGUUUUGUGCUUCCUACACUGACGAUCGUUAAGGCCCAACAACAUCUCUCAAAAUCAAAAGCACACCAAACAGGCGCUAAAGGUCGUAAAAAUGGAAGAAAGCUCGAAUUCUUCAGCAGAGGCCGUCAUCGAAACCCUAAGAACCAGAGGUUGGUGUUUCGGCGAUAUCCAGCAACUUAGAGCCCUAAUUGUCAUACACUCCGCUUUGGCCGAUGAUAGGGAAACCAGUACGGUGGUCGAUUCACUUGAACCGGACCUACUUAAUAUGGACCUUCGAUCCAUCGGGGGCAAGUCGUUGCCUGACUCUGUCCGAAAGCUAUCUCAUAUUCAAGGCCCCAAAGUCCUCCAGAUAUCUUCAGCUAGGGACAUAUCCAGGAGCAGCAUUGAGGAUUUUUCUGGAAAUUCAAGUAGUGAGCGUUUGCUAAGAUUAACUCUUACGGAUGGGCACAGUGAAGUAACCGCAAUAGAAUACACGCAUAUCCCAGCUAUUUCUAAUGAUGUAGUUCCUGGCACAAAGGUCCGUUUGGAGAAUAAAGUUGCAGUACAUAGUGGUAUAUUGUGUUUGAAUCCAAAAGUGAUUACAAUUUUAGGGGGUGUUGUACAAUCACUCUAUGAAGAAUGGGAGAUGAGUAGAAAAUAUUCGGUGUCCUCCCGAUCUUCUGUAAGACCACCACAAGAAAGUGAUGGUGGUGGUCCUCCUCCAUUUGAGAAGUUGCAGAUUAGGGCAACUUCACAUCGGUUUGCUCAGCGUGGCAGAUUACACCAAGAUGACUCUCCGUGGACCUUAAAGACUAAUGAACCUAUUGCUGUGGAAGCUGUUGGAAUUGCUGAAGUUCGGCUGAAAAGUAGUCAGCUGAGCUCUGAUCUGAGAACAAGCAACUCGAUUAAUAGUCUACAAGGGACUUCCCUUGACGAAAGGACUGAAGAAAAGCCGAGUAGCUCUCAGGCAAGACCAAAAGAAGCUGUUGAAUCUUUUCCUGCUCAAAACCAAGCGGCUUCCCAAAAACUUCUCCAGAAAAUGAGUAAUCCCAAUCAAGAUAAUCAUUAUUCUAGAGGUCGAAAAAAUAGAGGGAAAGGAAGACAAGAAGAGUCUAAGGUUUUCACCCUUGAUGAGUGGGAAAAGAGUAAAGGGGCAGUGAAGCUGUCAAUUAAAAAUGAGCUUCCUGAUACCAGUAAUGAUGAAGAUCUUGCAUGGAAGCUUCAAAACCAACUUGAUUUGGAAGAAUCUCAUGCUACUGUGCAAAGGGGAAUGCAUGAUUCAGCAGCAGAGAAUAUUAAAAUGAGCAUGUUUAAUUAUGAAAAAGAUGAUGAUAGGAUUCAUGGUUUGGAAAACACAGGGAGUGGAAGGGGAAGAGGGAGAGGGAGAGGGAGAGGGAGAGGGAGAGGAAGGGGAAGAGGAACAGGAACAGGAAGAGGGAGGGGUAGAGGGAGACACAAUUAACCUUUUGGCUGUCGUCUCUACUCUCUGCCACCAUCGUUCCUUGUACCUCAUAAAUUUUUAUUUUUAAUCUUCUCUGUAUGUAUCCUCAGCUGUCAUAUACUUGUAGUGAGGAUGCCUGCACACUUUGAUUGGUCUAGUUGUGAUUGCAUUAGCGAAACUGGGAAUUUUCGUGUGUCCCUGUGUUUGAUUGAAGCUUACCAGAACUGAAGCAUUUAUAACGGACCAGGUAACUUAACUGUGCCAAAAUUUUUGUU